This is a messenger RNA of Acipenser ruthenus (sterlet), 1861 nucleotides long. RefSeq names its product E3 ubiquitin-protein ligase Arkadia-like. The coding region runs from base 56 to 463 and encodes 135 amino acids. NCBI's taxonomy places the organism in Eukaryota, Metazoa, Chordata, Actinopteri, Acipenseriformes, Acipenseridae. Gene Ontology annotation, molecular function: zinc ion binding; ubiquitin protein ligase activity. The transcript is spliced from 4 exons. The record is from RefSeq and is a predicted model, not a curated record.
UAGUAUGUGAUUUUAACUUGAAUUAAAUGCAUUUGCCUUUUUACAGCAUACCGGUAUGUCAGAAGUAACCUACCCACACAUUCGGUAUAUUUCAUCAAGAAUGACUGGAUUUGGCCGAACAUAUGAGGAUCUGCUUCAUUUAGAAGAGAGAUUAGGAAAUGUCAAUCGGGGUGCCUCUCAGGGAACUAUUGAGAGGUGCACUUAUCCACACAAGUACAAAAAGGUUUUAUUUUUUCUGCAGAGAAAGCUGCACGGUAAACAGGACGACGACGAGGGAGCAGAAGAAGACACCGAAGAGAAAUGUACCAUCUGUCUUUCUAUGCUCGAGGAAGGAGAGGAUGUCAGACGCCUUCCCUGUAUGCACCUUUUCCACCAACUGUGUGUCGAUCAGUGGCUCACCACCAAUAAGAAAUGUCCCAUUUGCAGAGUGGAUAUCGAGGCCCAGCUCUCGGCUGAAAGUUGAUGCUAUUUUCAAGAACUUUCAUUUUUGUUUUUCUCAGUACUGCAAUCAACCAAAGAUGGCAUGAAUUACCUGCGCAGAUUCAAAAAUAAAACAACAAAAAAAGCAUUGAACCUAGAGUGCCAGCUAAGUCACAUAGUACCGUUAAUGCUAGAACUACAUUCAGUAUAGAUUUAAAAUUUUAUUGUAUUUAUAAAGCUUUUUUUAUGUAGCUUUUUAAUAGUUUUAUUCUGUGUCAUUUUUAUUUUUGCAUGGUUCUGUGUAAUGCAUUUAUUUGCACAUAUAAUGGGCUUCACGUCCUCAGACUUGCAGGCAAGAAUAACUGCUCUAGAAAGGUAGCAUUUGUUUUUAAGAUUUUUAUUUUAUCAAAAUGCCUUGCUUUACUGGAAUAGAAUGUCAACAUCCAUUACUAACCUUACAGGAUUAAUUUAAUUGAUCAUUAUAUAUUAGUUUUAUGUAUAGAGAUUGUGAUCAACUAGUAAAGGAAAUAUAAAUCAAGAGAUUUUUUUCAUUAGGAAGAACAGCUGCUGUAUUAAAUUUGGUAGAUGGCGUCAUUCAGUGUCAGCCUAGUGGGGAAAAGACUGAACCAUCAGUUGUAAACAGUAAUUAGGAAAUGCAUAAAAAGCCAUUUCCCUUUCUUCACACACCUUUAUUUAAAUGUUCACUUUCCAUGCUUAAUUUAACACAAUAUAUGAAUGUCAAAUAAUUAUGUAUUUUGACUGUUCUUUUAACUGAUAGGCACGUAGUUGAGCAGUGGGAUGCAGGCAGAGUUGAUCCUAUCAAAUAGCUGUUAGGACCACUGCUCAGACGUUUCCCAUGCUUGGUUUCAGAAGCUGUGAUUUUUGAUUUUUUUUUCAAUUGGCCGUGGGCAGAUUACAUUUCGACCUGUAAUCUUAUUGCAAACAUAAACAACUUAAUUGCAGCUAUACUUUGCAUGGUUUGUCUGGCAAACACAGCUAAGACAUGUUCACUGCUCCUGCUGGCUUGACUGGUCUGCAUAGAUUGUGUGUAUAUAUUUUUUUCUUUUAGUACUGGUUGUCAUAAAUUUACCUUUUGUCUCUGUAAUGUUGCAACAAACACAUUUGCUGCCGUGAACAACUCUUAAACACUAAUAUUAAUCUCAACUAGCUAAAUUGCAUAUACUUGCACAUAAAGGUGAAAAAAAGAGACUGUCAAGAGACCUGUGAAAAAGGAAAAAAAAAAAAGUGCGUCAAGGUAAUGUAUUUCCGCUAGGAUUGCAGAAUUUUUGAAAUUAUAACAUUAUAAAUGGAGUGUUGGAAUGGAGUACUAAUGGCAGGUAUCCAUGCAUUCAUAGACUUUUAAUGGCCCCAGGAUGCAUUUCCAAGGGAUUUAUAUUAGUUUAAAAUAAAAUAAAAAAGAAAUAAAGUUAAGUAACUCUUA